CUUACAGAUGCGGAGGCACCUGGUGUGCUACACUGGAAAUGGUUGGCCGACAGAAUAUGCGACGCACGCCUUCCGUCCCAGCGCCACUCCCUAUGUUACCACAUAAGUCGGUUUUUGCUGCUGUUACCGUGCUUACUCUCUUUUUCUAUCAUUUGGCGCUCACGGUACUUACGCUCCGUGUCGACCCAACGCCACGUGAAGUCGUUACUCUCCUAGUACCCGGCUCGUGUUCGAACCUCCUCAACCUGGCUAUGGUCCUUUCCAAAGGCUUCUGCUUACACUGGAGCAUACCUACACGACUUGCAUGCAAGCGGCCGGCCGAGUGCUAUGCUAUCACUGUUCUUGCGUAGCCCGCAUUACGACGCAUACCUCGAGCAAAAGGAUUGGGUGGCAAACGCUUUUGAUUGGCGAUACAGACUGGUAUUCCGGAGCACAGGCUAUGUCUGGCAAAGCUCGCUUCGUCCAGCGCGCCGCCCAAGUUCCGCUUUACUGACCCUCCCCCGGCUGGAUUUGGCAUGGCGAGGCGGCUGCCUACGACGAGAUUCUGAUGAUGGCAGAGCUGG
Molecule: messenger RNA, 563 nt
Organism: Baudoinia panamericana UAMH 10762
Lineage: Eukaryota; Fungi; Ascomycota; Dothideomycetes; Mycosphaerellales; Teratosphaeriaceae
Exons: 2
Coding region: 39-350 (103 amino acids)
Source: RefSeq, a predicted model, not a curated record